Molecule: messenger RNA, 618 nt
Organism: Armigeres subalbatus
Lineage: Eukaryota; Metazoa; Arthropoda; Insecta; Diptera; Culicidae
Exons: 1
Coding region: 1-618 (205 amino acids)
Source: RefSeq, a predicted model, not a curated record
AUGUUACGCUGUCCGUCAUCAUGCUGUCGAUGGGAGGGUAGUUCAAUCCCUCAAUAUCUUCGCCACGCUGAACACAUGCAUGACCCACUACUAAGAUACAUGUAUGUAAACCAUUAUGGUCGAGUCCUUUCUUCGAUUGCUAGCUGGCGAAAACAAAUAAUAUCUUGUACAGAAAAUGUGAUAACUGAAGACAACCGCACCGAAACUACAAUUGAUAAUAUAGAACAAACACACAGUACUAUUGAUGAGAACAGUAAACGAAAAGAUGAGGACAAACAUAGAAGUAGUUCCAUAGAAAAUAAUACAACUGAAAUUGAAAGAAAGAAUUAUACAAGCGGUUACAAUGAUCCCACGAAAACAAAAAUUGUUGAUGCAAAAAAAAUAAGCAUGGCCAUGACGUUAAAGUGGCUGAGCGAAAACGGAUUGGCACGGAAAGUGGCAUUCAAAAUCAAUCAGGAUAUAAAAGAGAACAUCAUCGAACCUUUAGUAAUUGAUGAGCUAGAAAAAGCGGGAGUUAUAACUAGUACGUGUAAGGAAUUGCUCUUCACUACGCUUGGAGACUACGAUUGUUCAUCAGAGUACAGAAGUAUACAGCAACUACAGAGUAGAGUAGAGUAG